AUGAGUGCUAUCAACUAUAGAACUGGAUCUCUCAAACCUCCUGCUAAACCAAAACAUUUGUCUCAAUUGAAAGAGUUUAUAGCUCCUGGGGAAAAGAUCUUCCAAGAUAAAGACGUCAGCGAUUACGACCGGCUCUUCGACGACAAGAAAGAGCUGGAACAAAGGCUGUUGUUGAAGAAACAAGAAUUCAAUGCGAAAGUGGAAGAGCUCUCUGCCCUUCGAUCAGCCAAGGCGGAGGAGAUCGGCUCGCUUCGAUCGAGAACGGCAGAGACGAUCUCAAAUCUCAGGUCCGAGAACAAGGCGCUGUUUGAAGGGUUCGAGAAGAGGGUCAUAUUGUGGGAUACGGGGAAGAUUAAGCAAACGGAUCUCGAGAACAAGCUAGUGAAGCUGUAG
Messenger RNA from Hyaloscypha bicolor E, 393 nucleotides. RefSeq lists its product as uncharacterized. Bases 1 to 393 code for a protein of 130 amino acids. The record is from RefSeq and is a predicted model, not a curated record. Lineage: Eukaryota; Fungi; Ascomycota; Leotiomycetes; Helotiales; Hyaloscyphaceae. The transcript has a single exon.